GGUUAAUCCUCUGCCAGCCUCGGUUCUUGAAAAAAGAAGAAUGGACGGACCCACGAAGGUUAUUUUCGCAGACGCUGGCAGCAACACCUCGGUGGCGCAGAUUCCGCAAAAUGCAAGCUGGCCAAGCGUCAUCAAGAGCGCCGCACUUUGGAAGCGCGUCCCUGUGUCGCUCAUCGCGUUGCUGCCACUCGAUCCGGACACCGGUGAAGAAGUUCCGGAUGGCGAAACUCUCGGCCCCUCCCCUCGUCCCGUUGCUGAAGCUGGCGCAGAGCCAGAAGGCUCGCCGGAACAAGGAGACGAAUCGAACCCGCCACCCACCGCAAGCCCCGCCCCCUACGCAGAUUGGCGAGCUUUUUGCGAACAGAACUGCGAGCCUACUCUGGCGCAUUUUCGUUGCCUGGUAAGGGACACCUCCGCUUCUUUCGUCGUACUGGACAAGAGACUACCAAAUGGCCGUGUAGAUUUUCGCGAGAGGCUACUGGAAGACUGCAGCACGGACCUCGAUUUGCAGGAGAAGAAUGCAGCUUUAGCAAUGCCCGCGCUCUUCAGCACCUGCUUUUUUUCCGGGCGCGCCGACGAGUUUGCCUAUUUCUUUCCUCACUGGGCCAAAAACAUCUCUCUGAUCAAGCAGAUCUUGGAAAAAUUCGACAGCCCAAACGAGCAGCGACGGGAAGGCAUCGCCGCGUACGAGCUCGUGAGCGCGCUCGGCGCAGCGUUGGGAGGUGGUUCUGGUGUGAAACAUGAUACUUUGCUGGCUUCCUGGACCACCUGGCCAUUGUUGUUCGAGUCGAAAAAUGCCGGCCCAAAGCUCCCGCCCUGCAGUUCACAGAUUCUUCUUCCUAUUCGCAUGGAAGCCUCCUGUCAAAUUCCAGAGCAGCCUGAAGGCGAUCAAAAUGGUGCAUCCGGGGGCACCGGAAUACCGGAGAACAUUGUGACGCAAGGCGGAGACACAGAGGAAACCAAGGUUGAUAUUGCUGCAAUCUCGGAGAGGAAGCUGCGCCACGCGCUUUAUGACCGCCGAUUCAACUGGGCCGUCCCUUUCCCCGACACGGUCCUUGUUGUCGUCUGGUCAUUCGAACGGUUCGCCCCGACUUUGCUGAGUGCGUUUCUCACGAACUACGUUUUCACGGUUGUCAGCGUCAAUCUGAGCGACAUGUCGGACCCAAAUCCCCGAGUCAUUCACCAGCGCAUGCGCCAAAACGCAUUGGCGUGCCGACGCCCGCCGACUCCGCCGGACCCAGUGGGAGCUCGGUUUGCGGCGGCAAAGCGCGCUGAAGAGGACUAUGAUGGAAGCAACGCACAGGGGAUAAUUUCCUCGUCAGUACCUAAUGCAGCUGCGCUAGACACUGAGUCUGAUGAUUUGCUCUCAGAUAGUGACCACGAAGGCCUUACGAAGUCCCCCGGCGUAUCCUGAGUAAAAACGUCCCCACACCAGAGUUGUCAUGCAAGUGUGCAAUGACAGGGAACAUUUGUAAUGCGCAGCUCCAUGAGAGGCAUUUCCAAUCGUGUUUUGGAAUCUGUAAUGCUAUAAACAGGAUCCGAAAGUGGCUUUCUCAUGCGGCUUCUCUUGCCAAUCAGCACUACACUGCAGAGGAAAAUGUGUCUUGCAGAGCUCCCAAAAGUUGGAGAUUUGUGUUGCUAGAUCCCCAACUUGACUAUGGGGUGGGGACGUUUUUACAAAUGAUACGGCGACCGACCGCGGUACGACGAAACGGAAAACUUUCGCGCAUGGAUAGAAGAACUUGUGAAGAAGGGGCCGCCAGACACUUUGAAUUUUGCGGAGACCGAAUUCUGGAAGCGCGUGCAGCCGGGGGUGGAACACGACCGGAUGUACGGUCGCAUGGAUUAUCCACAUGCUCCCACGGUUUAAGGAUUGCAAAUAUGAGUUUCCGUCUGGACGAAAAAUUCACGCGUUUGUUGUCAUGCAGCUCUUGCACUAAGCAGAUGGUGACGUUCUGGAUCUGGAAUGCACGCAAAAGAAAACUAUGAGUAUUCGCAUUUCCGCAGGCGCAGACCUCUUAAUACCUAGUGUUCCUCAUGAGAACUACUUCGCUCUUUCUUUCCCAAGGACACUCUUGUGGAGCUGAUGCGACACAGAUUUUUGUCGUGUACUCGAGAGUUAGCAUCCUUAGGCGAACUCCUCCGGACCCAGUGGUAUCCUAUUUGCAACGUAUACGAUUCCUCGCGCUACUAUUUCUGCGCUGUUCGAACUACCUUCGCUCCACCAAGCCGCGCGCGCGCUUUUAAACCGGAGGCACGAGACGGGCGGCGGCGCCGUCCGCUACCUCGGCUCACACGUGCUCGACGUCAGAACUUUGUUCCUACCAGACGCCUUCGGGGGAUGGAGCGCUUUCUGUGCGACCCUCGGCUUGUCUCGUACGUGCGAGACUGCAAAUCUACGCCUGCAGUAUCGGCAACUCCUUGGGCAGAUCGAAAAUUUUCUCGGAACGCAAGGACCGAAGCAGACGUCGCAGAAACGGCACGGAUUCUGGAUUACGGAAGUCGUCGCGCUCGCUGACAAGUUGCACCGACGCGCGCUGACCUUGCUUCUAACUCACGGGCUGCGCGACUUGACUAAAGCAGAGGAAGCCUUUUGCGAUCUUCUCGCGUCUGUGAACGACGAAAAUCGCCGCGCGGAGCUACUGCAGCACGUUGAAAUGAAGAGCUUCAAGUGGGAUAAAAUCGAAGGCGCCGCGCAGGACUGGUGUCGCUUUUGCAACAUACAACAGUUUUGCAAUUGGGAAAAGAAGAUCGGGGACGACAUUGCGGAAAGGCGGAGAAGAGCACGUAUCAACGCAUUCGACAAUUGUGUUUGGCAGAUAGUCACGUUCGAUCUGUGGAAAGAAGUCGAACCGUUCAUCUAUGGUGUGAAGAAAGGAUAGCUUCGCAGUCUGCACCUAUUGGCAUCGCAACUGCAACCUCAACUUGUAAGAAACGGAACGCCA
Amoebophrya sp. A120 is the source of this 2945-nucleotide messenger RNA. Lineage: Eukaryota; Dinophyceae; Syndiniales; Amoebophryaceae. The record is from the annotation of a GenBank genome assembly.